GAAAGAAAAAAUGAAAUUGUUGGGAUUUUUCCAAUUACUGAUACUAUCAACCUUGUUUUGGCUGUUUGCACUCGAGCUGUUGAUAUUCUGCAGCAGCACUACCUUUAUAAAUCUGCUUGAGCUGUUCCAAAUACCCUAUAAGGAGAGGGUUAGUGACUAUGACAUUGGUCUAAGAAGUCAUCGCUGGGAUGAUGAUCGGAUAGCAAGGCUUCUGGAGCAGCAAAUUCGCGUUCAUUGUCUAGUUUAUAUGGAUCGAUCGGACUACAAGUUCGGUGCUCAGAAAGCAAUGCAUGUCCGAAAUAGUUGGGGUCGUCGGUGCAAUCGACUGACCAUUAUCAGCAAAAGGAAUGUCACUCUACUGGAGGCAUAUCGCCAGAUUUAUGUGGACUUUCACAAUCAGUUCGACUGGCUGCUGGUCGUUUACUUGGACUCCUAUGUCAUUAUGGAGAAUCUGCGCUUUUUGCUGGCCCACUAUUCACCCUCGCAGGAAAUAUAUUUUAGUGCCCAACAUGAGGCCCAAAUCUAUGCCCAUGUGGGUCAGGUCACCACCACCGAUUAUAUCUUCAGUUGGGAGGCAUUUGUGCAGUUGGCCACAAGGAACUGCCUGCAGGACGAGAUUUUCCUCAGGGAGUGCUUGCAGCGAAUGAAAAAGGCUCCCAGCGAAGCCCUCCUGUCUUUUAACGUCCCCGAUGAGCUGAUCCCUUACACUUUGCGCAACAAUUUUUGGCUCUGGCCCUGCGCCUUUCGAGCUGCCUACGAGAAUCAGAGCUUGGAGGGCUGUUUUGGAGGAGCGAUACUGUUUCCAUAUUGCAGUGCCAUGCAAAUGUAUACCCUGGAGUUUUCGCUCUAUCACCUGCGACCCUAUGGCCAUGUAAAUCCCCUGCCGGAACUGAGUUCUUCAAGUUUUCCCAUGACCAUUGCAUCUAGGCCAUUAAACGAUCGGCUGGCCAGGUAUAUGUAUCGGUCGGUUAGGAUAAUCUGCCUAGUGCUGUCCUGCCCCAAGACGUACAUGAGUGGCGUGAAAGCAGUUAGCGAGACCUGGGGUCGCCACUGCAACCGAGUGGUUUAUUAUGCUGGCUCUUCCCAAACCACUUUGUCUGGGGUGGAGAUCGUGGGUCUGAAUGUCAGCGAUGCUCGCAUAAAUCUGUGGGGCAAGACAAAGGCAGCCUUUCACCAUGCCUAUAAGAAUUAUGGUCACGAGGCGGAGUGGUUCUAUAAGGCUGAUGACGAUACCUAUGCCAUAAUGGAGAAUAUGCGUAAAAUGCUUAAGCCCUACUCGCCCCAUAAUCCCAUUUAUUUUGGGUCCCCGUUCAAGUUAAGAUCCAAUCUUUAUAUGUCCGGAGGAGCUGGGUAUGUCCUCAGCAAAAAGGCUGUGAAGAUUUUGGUUCGCGGGGCAGCCAAGAAUUGCAGGCCAGGAGAUCAGGGCACCGAGGACUUGGAUAUGGGCAUAUGUCUACGGCUAUUAAAUGUGCAAUUCGGCGAUUCCAGAGAUAUUUUCGGUCGACAUCGGUUCUUUUCACUUUCCCUGGAACACUUUCUUAUACCUGAUCGAGAUGAUGAAGACUUUUGGCUUAAGGAAUAUCUCUAUCAAACAAUUGGAACGGGAAUGGAAUGUUGUUCCACCUAUUCAAUUUCAAUACACAACGUAUCACCCUACCAAAUGCAUUUUUUUGAAACGAUUUUGUAUAAAAACCGACCAUAUGGACUUAUUGCUGGGCAUCCUCCGUCACGAAGUUCAAGAAAAAAUGGAAGCAGCAGUAUAGCUUAUGAUGUUUUAAUUUAG
Messenger RNA from Drosophila takahashii, 1783 nucleotides. RefSeq names its product glycoprotein-N-acetylgalactosamine 3-beta-galactosyltransferase 1. The record is from RefSeq and is a predicted model, not a curated record. Gene Ontology annotation, cellular component: membrane. Lineage: Eukaryota; Metazoa; Arthropoda; Insecta; Diptera; Drosophilidae. Gene Ontology annotation, molecular function: N-acetylgalactosaminide beta-1,3-galactosyltransferase activity.